CUUUAGUUUAGUCGCUGGAACGUGAAUAGUGGAAAAACGUACCCGAAUGUGGAAUUUACAACAGUGAAAUAAAUAGAAAUUGUACUUACAAAACGGAAUAAAUAAAUUAUUUAUCAAAUAUGGAGCUAAAUGAUGUGAUUGUAAACCAGCCCGUCGUAAUUGACAAUGGCUCCGGUGUGAUCAAAGCCGGUUUCGCUGGCGACCAGAUCCCAAAAUGCAGAUUCCCAAACUAUAUCGGACGACCUAAGCAUGUCAGAGUGAUGGCUGGUGCGUUAGAAGGAGAACUCUUUGUCGGUCCUAGAGCUGAAGAGCACCGAGGACUCCUCAGCAUCAAGUAUCCGAUGGAACAUGGCAUCGUUACCGACUGGAAUGACAUGGAGAGAGUGUGGAACUAUAUUUAUAGCAAGGAUCAACUAUCAACAUUCUCCGAGGAGCAUCCAGUUCUGCUGACGGAGGCACCCUUGAACCCUCGACGGAAUAGAGAGAAAGCUGCUGAAGUAUUCUUCGAGACCUUCAACGUACCAGCACUAUUCCUGUCCAUGCAAGCGGUGCUUAGUUUAUACGCGACCGGUCGUACGACGGGCGUUGUCUUGGACUCCGGUGACGGGGUCACGCAUUCGGUGCCCAUCUACGAAGGUUUUGCGAUGCCCCACAGCAUUAUGAGGGUCGAUGUCGCCGGGAGGGAUGUCACUCGAUACUUGAGGUUACUCCUCCGUAAAGAGGGUGUCAACCUCCGCACAUCAGCUGAGCUCGAAAUAGUCAAGUCAAUCAAAGAGAGGGCCUGCUACCUCUCACCGAACCCUCUUAAAGAGGAAACGUUGGAAACUGAGAGGGCACAGUACACACUCCCUGACGGUACCGGAUUAGAGAUUGGUCCAGCUCGCUUCCGAGCCCCCGAAGUUCUCUUCCGACCUGAUCUCAUCGGCGAAGAGAGCGAAGGUCUACACGAAGUUCUGAUGUUUGCUAUACAGAAGUCCGAUAUGGAUUUACGUAAAGUUUUAUACCAGAAUAUUGUUCUAAGCGGAGGUAGCACCCUCUUCAGAGGUUUCGGAGAUCGCCUCCUCGCCGAGAUCAGGAGGCUAGCGCCCAAAGACAUGAAGAUUAGGAUCUCAGCACCUCAAGAACGUCUCUACUCGACAUGGAUAGGGGGGUCGAUUCUAGCUUCGCUCGACACAUUCCGUAAAAUGUGGGUCUCUAAAAGGGAAUACGACGAAGAAGGCCACAGAGCUGUUCACCGCAAGACUUUCUAGUUUAUUUAAAUAUAUAUUUUAGUUAUAUUAUAUUAAAAUAGUAUUUUCUAAGCUUUCACACAGUCUUAAUCGCAUCAGUUCUAAUAGUCGUUCAAACAGCCAGUUUAAAAAU
Molecule: messenger RNA, 1362 nt
Organism: Spodoptera exigua (beet armyworm)
Lineage: Eukaryota; Metazoa; Arthropoda; Insecta; Lepidoptera; Noctuidae
Source: the annotation of a GenBank genome assembly